AGACGAGAAAGAACAUUCCGGAAUUGCGGAAGUAAAAGUAGGAGUGGAGGCAAGAAAACGACGUUCAAAAUUUUGAGAGCGUUCAGACUGCAGUAUCUACAUUUUCAAGAUGGCAGAGUUUUCCGUGGUGACAGCGUCCAACGUCAACGUGCAAAUUUCCAGCUCCCUGAGCAGUUUUGGCUCAGAGAAACGCUUCGACAAGAGCCUGACAAUCGGCGCGCUGAAGAUGAAGCUGGAGCUGAUCACAGGCUGCCCCGCAGCACACAUGGACCUGCAGGUCUUCACAAAGGAGAACAAACUGGUCACGACGAUGGACAACAACGACGCCCUGCUGGGGUCUUAUCCCGUGGAUGACGGCAUGAGGAUUCAUGUUGUGAACAAAGAUUCUUCCAUUCAAGUAGGAGACUUUGAGGAUGUUUCCAAAGUGGAGAAGUAUGAGAUGAAGGAUGAGGACUAUGAGAAGAAACAAGACUCUGUUCUGGGGUGGAAGAAGAGAAACAAGCUGGGCAGGUUUGCAGAGAAGAGUGAGGAGGAGAAGGCGCGUGAGGAGGAGGAGAGACAACGGAAGGAAAGAGAGGAGGAGGAGGCUGCCAAGGCCAUCUCAGUAGGCUCACGGUGUGAGGUCAAAACAGCCAAUGCGCCCACAAAAAGGGGGGAAGUUAUGUAUGUAGGAAUGACGGACUUCAAACCAGGCUGGUGGGUUGGGGUGAAGUAUGACGAGCCACUGGGAAAGAAUGAUGGCAGCGUGGCUGGAAAGAGAUAUUUUGAAUGCCCUCCCAAGUAUGGAGGGUUUGUCAAGCCUGUUUUCGUCACUGUUGGGGACUUUCCUGAGGAUGACUUUGGAAUGGACGAUGAUGAGAUGUAAAUUAUGAAAAAGAAAUGAAGCCAACAGAACCAUAAUUGUCACAGUGAACUUUGUAUACCAUACAAAAUAGGAUAUGUAUAGUUAUGUUUAACAUUUGAUUUUACAAUGCAUUUGUAACAUACUCUAUCAUUUUGACAACUUUUCCAUCUAUUAAUGCAAUCUAUAGAUUAUUAUAGUUGCACAAAGCCACGGGUGAUAAUAUCUUCUGAUUAUGUACUAGUAUUACUUUGUCAAUGAAAUAUGUACAUUUUUGGCUACUCUCUCUUUCCUAAUAAGAUAAUUAAUUUUUGUAAAAUUUGAUGCCUUUGCACAUGAAAUUGAGUGCUUAUUUUGAUGCACUUUGGAGUGAGGUGUAACUAUUAAAUGUAUAUUUGGUUUGACCAAUGAGCUCCUUAGUUUGGCUGUGUUCUUCACCUGUGGUUUGUGUGUUUACAUUUAUGAAAGCAGUAAAGUGGUAACUUAA
This is a messenger RNA of Branchiostoma belcheri (Belcher's lancelet), 1328 nucleotides long. RefSeq names its product tubulin-folding cofactor B-like. Lineage: Eukaryota; Metazoa; Chordata; Leptocardii; Amphioxiformes; Branchiostomatidae. The coding region runs from base 110 to 865 and encodes 251 amino acids. The transcript has 6 exons. Gene Ontology annotation, molecular function: alpha-tubulin binding; microtubule plus-end binding. The record is from RefSeq and is a predicted model, not a curated record. Gene Ontology annotation, cellular component: cytoplasm; microtubule plus-end; nucleus. Gene Ontology annotation, biological process: tubulin complex assembly; post-chaperonin tubulin folding pathway; cytoplasmic microtubule organization.